This is a messenger RNA of Thunnus maccoyii (southern bluefin tuna), 2224 nucleotides long. RefSeq lists its product as uncharacterized. The transcript has 7 exons. NCBI's taxonomy places the organism in Eukaryota, Metazoa, Chordata, Actinopteri, Scombriformes, Scombridae. The record is from RefSeq and is a predicted model, not a curated record. Bases 203 to 1192 code for a protein of 329 amino acids.
UCGCGAGAGCUCCCUGCGUCCCAAAAAAUGUAGCACUCACCCUCGUACCUUGUAUCUGAUGUUUUUUUCCCUUAUAAAUGACACAGAAUCAUCCUCGGGCUGGUUUUGAACUUUGGUAAUAUUUUCAAUUACGUCUGUAUUAAUUUAGGUUGGCUAAUAGGUAGCCAACAGCCUAAAAUAUCAGUAACUAACAGCCUAAAAUAUGCAAAACUACGCAGAGGCGAUAAGGGACUUUGUAGAGACGCAUUCGACCGGCCUCACAGUUGCCUUUUUUGCAGGGGCAGGCAUGCUGGCCUUGCGUAGGUGGCUGGCUGGGGGAGUGUGUCGGAGCAAGGUCAGGCUGGAUGGGAAAACAGUCCUGAUCACAGGAGCCAACACCGGCAUUGGGAAGGAGACGGCCCUGGAUAUGGCCCGGCGAGGGGCCAGAGUGAUCCUAGCCUGCAGGGACAUGACCAGAGCCCACCUGGCAGCUGAUGCAAUCCGGCAGCAGAGUGGGAACGGCAACGUGGUGGUAAAGAAACUGGAUCUCGCCUCACUGCAGUCUGUCAGAGACCUGGCCAAAGAUGUUGAGGAGAACGAGAAACGCUUGGACAUCCUCAUCAACAAUGCAGGCAUCAUGAUGUGUCCCAAGUGGCAGACUGAGGACGGGUUUGAAAUGCAGUUUGGUGUCAACCACUUGGGACAUUUUCUCCUCACCAACUGUCUUCUUGACCUGCUGAAGAAGUCGGCUCCAAGUCGCGUUGUCAUCGUCUCCAGCCUGGCACACGAGAAAGGUCGUAUACACUUUGAUGACAUCAACCUCGAUAAAGACUACAAACGUGAGGAGAGCUACCGCCAAAGCAAGCUGGCGAAUGUGCUCUUUGGCAAAGAACUGGCUAAAAGACUGCAAGGCACUGGUGUGACGGUGUACAGUCUUCACCCUGGAGUUAUCCGCACUGAGUUAGGCCGACACUUCUUCCCUACCUUAGCCCUGUGGAAGAGGAUUAUAGCCAUGCCCUUAAUAAUGCUGAUCAAAAGUCCCUGGGAAGGAGCUCAGACCACCAUCUACUGCGCUGUGGACGAGAGCCUGGCAAAUGUCAGCGGCCUCUACUACAGUGACUGCGCACCCAAAACGGCGGCACCACAGGCCCAGGAUGACGCUGCAGCCAAGAAGCUGUGGGACCUCAGUGCCUCCAUGGUUGGUCUGGCGUAAACUUGAUAGCCUGCCUUGCUUUUAUCAGACAUUAGUAUUGCUGGAGUCAGCGACCCUGUUUAAAUGGGAGAAUACAGCAUGGCAAAUUGUUGUAUUAUAUAUAUAUGCUCAACAGUAUUUAACUUGGUAAGUAUAAAAUAUUGCACUGUUUAAUUAAUUGAUUGAAAAUUGAAAUGAAGCGUAUUGCUCUCUUUAUACCAUGUAUAUUCUGCAUAUUUUAUAAUAUAAUCUCCUGCUGCUAUAUGCUUUUCAAAAUGAGCUAAUACUUGGUUUUAAAUCUGCUGUUUUUAAUCUGGGAUUGAUUGAUUCAGAAUACUAAAAUGCCUGUGGGUCACAGAGCCUUGGUGUCUAAUAAUGAAGUAGAUGGGUUUACAUUGGAGUUAGUUGAAAGCCUGAAGUGUCUCAUACUGAUGCUAAAGGGUACCUUGUGCGUCGGUAUCAGACGCCAAGGGCUGUGAGAAAGCGUCGGUAUUUGAUUACCUUGGAGUGAGAACGCGCUGGUGAUUUGUGCGAUAGAUUCCAAGAGACUUUUAAUACUUUACAAACUGCAGGUUUUAUUCAUAACGUCUAAACACAGUUGUCACUAUAAGAUGAUUAUUUUACCACUGCAGUCACCGCAGUCAUAAAAUAUAUAUAUAUAGGGGAAUACCACAUUAGGGCCUGUUCGUGUACAGGUUGAAAAAGGGUAAAGUGUGUUAGCACAAAGGCUGGGAGGGAAGUGACCUUAAGCGCUGGCAGUUGUAUGAUUGUUGCUCUUCAGAGGAGAGAGGAUCCUCCACCAGGUGUAGAGAGGGAGUGGACGCCUCGGGGCAGAAAGCAGUUAGGAAGCACCCAGUAGAUCCAGAAUGUUUGUCAGUGUACACAGUGUUUUCCUUUGUGAGGUUGUCUUUACUUAGUAGACGCCGUUUGUUGUAUCAUAAGGGGGUAAUUUUGGUGCGUUGUUUCUUAUGUUCUUUCAGCUGAGAGUCAACUGUGUUAAUUAUGAGCAAUGUGAUCAACUUGACAAUAAAUUUCUAACUGAAUUGAUUUUCA